Molecule: messenger RNA, 2724 nt
Organism: Gigantopelta aegis
Lineage: Eukaryota; Metazoa; Mollusca; Gastropoda; Neomphalida; Peltospiridae
Product: protein STPG4-like
Exons: 8
Coding region: 19-834 (271 amino acids)
Biological process (GO): epigenetic programing of male pronucleus
Cellular component (GO): female pronucleus; germinal vesicle; male pronucleus
Molecular function (GO): chromatin binding; histone binding
Source: RefSeq, a predicted model, not a curated record
AUAGCCCCGACUCGCAUCAUGGCAGUGAUUCCCACAGCUAUCUUGACCAAAACCAAGAAUGACCAUGCGGGGCCAAACAGGAAGCAUAACCAGUUUGUGACCGCCAGACCUGUGAAAGAUUCAACUUACUUUACGACGAAACACCCCUGGGAGACCCGCAAAGCGCUGAGAGAGGAUUAUGAACUACCUCUAACGGAGAGAGAGGCGUGGUGGAGGAUCGAGCUGAGGGAAACUCCCAAGCCUGGCGCUUACGCGAUCAAGACGUUCCUAAACGAGCUGUCUGAGCGACCCAACACCUACCGGUUCAAGUCUGACGGGAGGAAGCUGAACACCGACAUCGUGCAAACGGGAGCCACUCUCUUACCGGGCGCAUACAGCUACACCGACUUCAUCCACGAAACAGAGAAGCGACCUGCGACAUACAAUUUUCGAUCAGUGUCAAGAGACGAUGCAGAUAUUCUGUACUAUGGCAAACCAGACAAGACACUUAAUAUAUCACCUGCUGCCUACGACACUGAACGCUAUGAAUCAAUUGCAGUGACCGAUCCUUCUUCUAAACAUUACAUGUUCAAGUCCCAGUCGAAGCGCUUUCCUACCAUAUACUAUAAGCCAAAGGAGGGACCAGGACCCGGCAUGUAUGAGCCGGUCAUCAGCAGCUCAGCGCCCUGCAUCUCCUCCAGCUUCUGCUCCCGGACACCGCGCUUUCUACCAUCACACACGAAAGUUCCCGGUCCUGGUACGUACGAAAAGACAUACCAGCAUCCAAUGAAAAGUACCAUUUCUAAGAUGGGUCGACAGUAUGGACUUUUCUUCAACAGCUCAUUCCAGUCCUGAUGAUGUGGGGAAUGCACCAACUUCCGCCGUUUUGAUGUAUUCGUGUCUGAACUCGCUGUCCCCAGCAGAGACCACCAGUCUAGCUGCUGUGUGUGGGUGGUAAAAAACGAUGUGUGUGUGUGUUCCACAAAUGUCUUUGGUUCGUCUAGGUUUGACAUAAAUAUGUGUUUGUGCAUUUUUUAUUUUUUUUACACUGCAGUAUUUAUAUAUCGGUGAUAAACUAACAAGGCCAGGCAUUAAGUUGCAAAAGAAUAGAUUACUUAUCAGUAUUAUAUUUAUAAUAUAUUAAGAGUUUUAAAAGUUGAUGUUUUGAAUGUUUAGGAUUGUAUCUAGCAGGAAGCAGUUGUCACACACACACCCUUCCACCCCCACCCCACCCCCCUCAAAAAAGUGCCCCAUUUGUUUGCCUGAACCAGCCUCGGUGGCAUCAGGGUUAAGCCAUAAGGCUGGUAGGUACAGGGUUUGCAGCCUGGUACCGGCUCCCACCCAGAGCAAGUUUUAAUGACUCAAUGGGUAGGUGUAAGGCCACUACACCCUCUUCUCUUUCAUUAACCGCUAACAGUUAAAAACUAACCCACUGUCCUGGACAGAAAAAAUUAGUUUGCCCUUUAUAUCCAAAUUAAGAAGAACCUAUGUUACUGUAUCCUAGUUGUUGUUUUUCUGUCCCUCCCUAGUUAUUUUAGACUAGGUAUGACCCUCGAGUUAAGCCAAUGAAUGGGGUGGGUUUGAGAAUAGGAAUAGUGAACAUUUAGAUGUUUAAACUGGUAGUCUUUCUUGAAAAAUGUAACUCAAUGUGUAGUCCUUUUCUGAAGCAAUACGAGUGGAUAAAUGUCAACCUCUAGUCUUUAUAUUCUGUUAUUUGGUUUGAUGUAAAAAAAUUGGGGAAUAUGUAUUUCAAUACAAGAACAUACCUAGUCUAAAAUAUUGUAACCAGGAAGGGUGUACAAAAAAGUGCCUUCUCCAGCAGGUCGAAAAUGCACUCUGAAACUGAAAAGGGCACUUUUUGUAACCUUCACUGUGCACAACUGAAUCCAGCCCUGCAUUGUCAAUUAAGAAUGUUACUGGAAUAUUGAAGACAUGAAGAAUAUUUACGGUAACAUGAAUUUGUGGAAAUUUUGUCAAGAAAUGUAUUAAAACAUAACUUAAUGUUAUGCAGUCAAAGAUGUGAAGGGAGUGUCUCAAAAGACCAAGACAUCUCGUGAAAAAACCACAACAUGUCAGAAACAAAGCCACUGAUGCCAAUGAUUCUUGACUGACGACAAAAAUGAACCAAUAUUCAACAAAACUUGACAUUAAGGAAAACCUUUGUUCUGUAAACCAGGCCUGAUGCUUAUAAAACUUUUAGAGUCUAGACUCAAGACUCUUGAGAUUGAGUCUGGACUCUUAAGUUUUAUAAGCAUGGGCUCUUCUCUUUUUUUUCUUUUUUUUUUACAGCACUGGCUUAUAAAUGUGUGAUAAAAUGCACUCAUGUGUUUUGUUCGUUUUUCGUGUUAUAAUUAACAGUACUGUUUUUUAGUGUUUUAAAAAAAAAGUUCAGUUAUGAACCUUGUAAAACUGUAAAACACACAUUUCUUUGUUCAUACUAUUAAUUGAUACUUUCAUAUUGGAAACCAUGUUCCUUUAUUACAAAGUAAGAAAAUCUGUGAGUUAUCCGACAUUAAAAAAGUUGGAUCAAACAACUCAAGUGGGUAUAUAUAUAUAUAGUUUUUUUUGCAUAAAAUGUGAUUAAUUAUUGCAAUACAACCAUAUCAGUAUUCAUGUUAUGUUUGUGUACAUUAUUAUAUGUAUGUAUACCUGUAUGUACUUCUGUCUGUAUAUAUAUUUAUUGUUGUGGGUCAUUAACAUAUACAAAGAACGUACAUUUUUAUUUAUAUUAAAACUGAAACAAAA